AUCGCUCGGGCAACGAUUUUAUUGUUUUAUAUGUGUUUCUUAUUGUAAAAUCAGUUGGCGUUUUACUAUUGUGGAAAAAUGUAGUGGUGAUUUUCAACGUUUUUUUCCUCCUCCCUACAAGAAAACAUCCCGUCACCAUGGCCCCCGGAAAAUGUCCAUCUCGCCGGAAAAACUCAACAAAGUGCGCAGACGACUCAACUUUGAUUCUCCCUCCACAUCAAAUGACUCACCAGCACCGAAUGUGCCGGAAAAGAAGGAACCUGAGUUUAAUCCAGACCCACCACUGGCAACCCUGGACGCGCUGAGUCAAAAGUACAACUUCGACUUCCGUAACGAGGUUCCCUUGGAGGGCGAUUGGGAGUGGGAGGUGGUGGCACCACCUCAAAGGAUCCUGGAUCAUAAGGAGGUGGUCAAGAACCUCAAGGUGGAGGACGAGUUUAGGGACGAUCGAAAAGUUUGACGUCAUUAUUUGAUUCAAAAUUUCUAUUUUAAUUAUGAUUAAGAUUUUAUUUGAAGACUGAAUUUUAUUUUUUUGCAAUGCAGGGUGUCCCAAUUAAGAUCAAAGAAUCUAAAACACCCUGUAUCAUGACCAAAUCAGGUUGUGCUAUACAGGGUUGGCAUAACAAUACAUUCAGUGCGAGGGAAAAGGGAAAUAAGACCCUGUAUAUUUUAUGUUGUAUAACACCAUUGUUCCCUUCGUUACCCCCUUAAUUAUAACUAAAAAAAACUGCAAAUAGAUCCAUGGACAUAUACAGGGUGAGCAAAUUUAAUUAAAUUUUCCAGAUGGCCUUUAUAUUAUUAUAUGAAUUUAACGUCAUUGAUGGCCAGUAUACCGGGUGCCUCUGUAACCGUCGUUACAUUAUUACAUAGUGCAAUAGAAUAUUUAUAUUAUGUGUUUCCUAGCUAGUCAUUUAUGUAUUUAUUUUAUUUAUUUAUUUGAAAAGAAAAUAGCGACCCUUAUGUACGUAUAAUAAAUUAGUUUUAGGGUAUAAAGAUUUUUUUAAAGUUUUAUGUGCGCGUGCGUGCCUCAUACAGCUACAAAUACCAAAAAUGAUUGUAUAUAUAUAUAUAAAGUGUCUUAGUAGGCUUAAGUCGAAAAUAAAUUAAUUGUAUUUUUUUUAA
Messenger RNA from Anthonomus grandis grandis, 1122 nucleotides. RefSeq lists its product as uncharacterized. Lineage: Eukaryota; Metazoa; Arthropoda; Insecta; Coleoptera; Curculionidae. Gene Ontology annotation, cellular component: nucleus. Gene Ontology annotation, biological process: regulation of cell cycle. The record is from RefSeq and is a predicted model, not a curated record. Bases 152 to 460 code for a protein of 102 amino acids. The transcript has 2 exons. Gene Ontology annotation, molecular function: cyclin-dependent protein serine/threonine kinase inhibitor activity.